Molecule: messenger RNA, 3085 nt
Organism: Lactuca saligna
Lineage: Eukaryota; Viridiplantae; Streptophyta; Magnoliopsida; Asterales; Asteraceae
Source: the annotation of a GenBank genome assembly
CUUUUACAAAAUUUUGAAGUCCCUAUGUGUAGCCCUAACACAGAAAGACGACCGGUUUGUAGUCGUUACCCGUCCUGCCCCAUGAUGAGUUCGGGCAACAACCGACUCGAACGAGCUCUGUAAAAGAGAACAUGGGCACCCUUUUAAUCCAACAGAAGUAAAAAAGGUGAUAAGAUUCAAAGAUCUUCAAAUAAUUGAACCACGAAAAAAAAAUAGUCAGAAUCGUGGACUAGAAGAAAUCGGAACCCAAAAAAAGUGAGAAUGCGAUCAUCGUCAACGAAACAGGUUGCAGAGAACAAUCGAGGUUUAAACGGCCGCUUCUUCACUCUACGUAGCCGCCUUUAUAAUGCUCUAGCACUUGGUCUCAGAAAUGAUGAGGGAGGACGUAGAUGGUGUUGUACAGAUGUGGAGACACAGAGGCAUGUUGUUCGCUCCAUUGAUGCUUUCCUUGAUUGUAUCUCCAGUGACACAUCACAACACCCUUUAGUAAAGGAAUCAUUAGCUGAUAUAGUACCAGCAUUGGGAACUACACUUGUUCAGAAAAAUGAAGCAGUAAUGAAGUUGGCUUCAAAGGUGUUUGUAAGAAUGAUCAGUGUUGUACCUAGUACAAUUCUUGAAUCUCUUGUGUUGGAUGUAGUUCAUCCUGUAUCAUCUUCUUUGUCUUCUUGUCAUGAAUCAGUUGUAAUCUCAUGUGCCACUGCUUUGAAUUUGAUCCUGUCAUCUUUAAGUUCCAAAAAAGAGAAAGAAGUAUGGAAAAUCUUGGAAGAAACAGAGACAAUUGAUAAUCUCAUCCAUCAUAUUCGUUCUAGUGGGAGUAAGCCAGCUGAGUUUUUCUUGGAAACAAUCUCUCUUUUGAGUAAAAUACUCUGGCGAUUUCCAUCCUCUAGAUUUUGUGUUUGGAACAACACUGCAUUGAUGGAAGUAGUAGCUUCUCUCAUGCAUGAGCCUAUUCUUUCUGUAAAGGCUUCAGUUUUGCAGUUGUAUUCAACCAUAGCUUUAUGUAGUAAUGGAGCUGAAAAGAUUUUAGAUAGUGGAAACUCAAACUCCCUUUUACAAAUGAUGGUGGAAUGCAUGGAUGGAUCAAACCCUAAUUACCUACAGUUAGCUGGAUUCACAUUGGCUGAAUGCUUUUCGGUAAGUGAAAAAGGAGGAUCAAAAAUGGUGGAAUCAUAUUGUGAGCCAUUAGUCAAAGCCAUUGUAAAUGGUCUAAGCUUGCAUUCACAUUCAGGGAAGCUUACAAAAGAGCAAUUGUCAUUGAUUAAGGUUUCAUGUUGUGUGUCCAAGAUUAUAUGUUGGCCAGGGAAACAUCACAUGCACUUCUGGAAACUAGGAAUCGAAAGUGUUCUUGUUAAGCUACUUCUAGAUGAUCUUCAUAUCAAGAAACUCACCCAAUUCUUUUUAUCAUCUGAAGAUUUUUCAGCCAUGGCACAAGAUUGUUUAAGUGCUAACUUUCUACUUGUAAUUAAGCCGCAUUUGUGGGACAUUCUUGGAGGCCUUGCAGCACAUUGUGCAGAAGAUUUCCAUUCACAGAUGCUUCAAAAUGAAUUCCACCUUAACAUCCUCAUCACAUGUGCGUGUUUAGGGUUUGUGGAUUCAUUGCGUUCAACGCGUCAGAGUUGCAGAAAUGCUGUACAUGAACCAGUGUGUAGAGCAGUUCUAUUGAUGAUUUAUUCUCCAUCAAAGUACAUUGCCUCCAAGGCCAAAUCCAUAUUAUCUGGAAUGUUAAAGCCAAACGUGAAGGAAGAUAUCAAGUCUACCUCAAUUUCGAAGAUAUGUUGCUAUGGGUGUGAAGAGGAUUGGCAAGGUGAAGAAAGUUUUUUGGUUUAUGGGUUGUUGGGGUUGGCUGAAUUGGUGCACCAUGUUGGUUCAGUGAAAGGUAAUAAUGUUGACUGGUUUGAGUUGACCGAGUCUGAAAUGAUAACUGAAGUGGAAAAGAUCUGUAUAAACUCAUAUGCUUCUGGGUCAAGAUGGUAUGGGGCUUAUCUUCUUAGCUAUUUUGGGGUUUAUGGGUUUCCAUCAAAACUCGGGAAUAGAAUUGGGAAUGUUUUAAGUGGGGAUGAAGAUGAACAUACGAAUCUGAGACUGAUUCUUGCUAAUCAGGAGCAUGUGAAUGUUCAUGGUGUGAUUGUAAGUGUUGGGUGUCCAUCACUCUUGCCAUCUGAAGGAAAAACUAUUGGAAGAAAAGAAAUCCGGCUUUCUGCUCAUGUCAAUCAUCACGCAUUAUUGAAAUUAUUGGAAUAUGUUUAUUCGGGACAUUUAAAGGCAGGUGAAGAGGUUGUGAAGAAGUUAAAAACAUUGGCUAAACAUUGUAAUUUGCAGCCUUUAUUGCAAUUGCUUUGCAGAAAUCGUCCCAAAUGGAGAACACGCGCUCCAACCUUUGACCUUACCCCUGCUCUUGGACCUAAUGGCUCUCAUUUCUCGGACAUUGUCCUUGAAGCAAAGGGUAAUACAUAUGAGGGCUGGAUGUGUGAAACAUGCUCUGUGUCACACCCACAUUUACAUGCUCAUAAAGCCAUUUUAUGUGCUAGUUGUGAGCACAUGCGUGCCUUACUUUGUUCAGGAAUGCAGGAAAGCCAUUCAGAAAGUAUAAAAGUGGAUCUUGGAUGGGAAGCGUUGGUUAGACUAGUGAACUGGUUUUAUUCAGGAAAACUAAGGCCACAGCCUAAAUAUGGUUGUUUAUGGCAUAAUUUAAAUGAAAAGGAGAAAUUGGAUGAAGUGAUUCCAUAUGUGGAGCUUUAUUGCCUGUCAGAUAGUUGGCUUCUUGAAGACCUUCAUAAGGAAUGCUUGAGAGUGAUUGGAAGUUGCUUAGAUUCUGUAAAGAUGGCAAUCAAAAUAAUCCAAAUUGGGGCUGAUUGUUUCCAGUGGGAUUUGGUGGAGUUGGCAGCCAAAUUUAUUGCACCUUCGUAUCAUCAUCUUCGUAGCUCUGGAGAGUUGCUUCAACUUGAUGAACAACUUGUUGAUAUAGUUCGUGUUGCGUCUGUUAGACUUACUCAACGUGUUCAUCAUUUAUGACAUUUAACAAGUAAAUUCCUUGUACAUAAAUAUAUACUGUAUUGUAGAUAAAUACAUUUAACAAAUACUGUAG